Molecule: messenger RNA, 2347 nt
Organism: Lycium ferocissimum
Lineage: Eukaryota; Viridiplantae; Streptophyta; Magnoliopsida; Solanales; Solanaceae
Product: alpha-farnesene synthase-like
Exons: 7
Coding region: 51-1796 (581 amino acids)
Biological process (GO): diterpenoid biosynthetic process
Molecular function (GO): terpene synthase activity; magnesium ion binding
Source: RefSeq, a predicted model, not a curated record
UCUCUUGUAUCAUAUAUUCUAGACUGUUGCACAAUAUCUUUUCUAAAAGAAUGACAAGUGAGCAGCAAUCUGUCUUUUGUAACCAAAUGCAGAGUGAAGCAUUUGGUGAGAUUAAGAUAGAUCAAAGCCUUAUUCAACGGCGAAAUGCUAAUUACAAGCCAAACAUUUGGAAUUACGACAUCUUGCAGUCUCUUAAAAGCGAAUAUUCAGAUGGGAAAUACAUAACCCAAUUAAUAGAAGCUCAAAAGUUGAAAGAGGAAGUUUUAUGCCAUCUGGCAGAAAUAGUGAAUCCAUUGGCCAAAUUAGAGCUUAUAGACAGCAUAAAUAAAAUGGCUCUCUCCCAUCUCUUUGAGAAGGAGAUCAUGUUGUGUCUACAAGACAUGGAAUAUGCAAAGAAGAAGGAUUCUGGCGGUGAAAUGGAUCUCUAUUCUACUGCCUUAUAUUUUAGAAUUUUUCGGCAGCAUGGCUAUAAAGUGACACAAGAUGUAUUCCUUAGCUAUAUGGAUAAAUUGGGUGAUCAAUUCGAGGUAGACGCAAACAUGGAUCCAAAAACAAUGGUGCAACUAUUUGAAGCCUCUCAGUUGGCCUUAAAGGAUGAAAAUAUGUUGAAUGAGGCUAGAAUAUUUUGCACUAAGAAUCUAAAAAGUUCAAAUAUUAUUCCAAUGGAAAUGCCACUGCAUUGGCAGGUGGAAUGGUACAACACCAGAGGGAAAAUAUCCAAACAGGAAAAUGAACAAAGGGGGCCAAACUUUAAACUUCUUCAACUAGCUAAACUCAACUUUAAUAUGGUCCAAGCUGAGCAUCAGAAAGAUCUGGUAGAUAUUCUGAGGUGGUGGAGAAAACUUGGACUGAUAGAACAUCUAAGCUUCAGCAGAAAUAGAAUUGUCGAAAGCUUUUUGUGGUCAGUUGGCGUUGCUUUCGAGCCUCAGCAUUCUAAUUUCAGAAAUUGGCUCACCAAAGCCAUCACUUUCAUUAUACUAAUUGACGAUGUUUAUGACAUUUAUGGCUCUUUACAACACCUACAACUCUUCACCAAUGCUGUUGUCAGAUGGGACCCUAAGGAGGUUGAGCAACUUCCGGUAUGUAUGAAAACCUGUUUUUGGAAACUAUAUGAUACUACAAAUGAUGUAGCACUUGCAAUUCAGCAACAAAAAGGUUGGAAAUUACCAGUGUCCACAUAUCUACAAAAAGCGUGGGCUGAAUUUUGCAAAGCACUUCUUGUGGAAGCUAAAUGGGAUGCAAAGGGUUAUACACCAUCAUUUUCUGAUUAUUUAGAUAAUGGGUGGAAAUCAUCAGGUGGCCCUGUGCUCUCUCUUCAUGUUCUUCUUGGUUUAGCUCAAGAUUUCACACAAGUUAUGGAUUUUCUGGAGAAUGAACACGACCUUAUACACUAUUCCUCCCUUAUAAUCCGACUUUGCAACGACCUUGGGACUUCAGCCGCUGAACUGGAAAGAGGUGAUUUGUCAUCGUCUGUCUUGUGUCACAUGAAGGAAGCAAAUGUUGAUGAGGAUGUGGCAAGGGAGGAUAUCAAAGACAUGGUAAUGGAGACUUGGAAGAAAAUGAACAAACAUUGCUUUGACAAUUCAGCAUUAUCAUUAGGACCAUUAAUAAAGUACAUAAUGAAUAUAGCGCGAGUCACACACUUCAUUUAUCAAAAUGGAGAUGGAUUUGGUGUUCAAGAUAGAGAAACUCGACAACAAAUCUUAUCUUCUUUGAUUGAAUCUCUACCUCUUGAGUCAGAGAAAACAGUACUAUGCAAUACGCAUAUUUACAUUGCUAAGAAAAAAAAGAAAUAGUGAAUAUGUACUAAAUUGCUUUUAUUGUUUCAAGACAUGAAUUAAAAAGACACUUCUCCUCAAAUAUGCCAUAUGCCACAACUGCAAUCAACAUUCCAUAAAAGGCUCUAAAUGUCAUGAAAGAGCGGGUUUGUCAAGGAAGUAAGCUUUUUCAGCCAGAGAUGGUGACUAAUGGACAAGGAAGAGGGAAGGGUGGCGGGAGGAGGAGGUGGAUGGUGGUGGAAAGUGCGGAGGUGGUGAUAGGAGAGAGUGAUGAAGAAGGAGAAACGAGGAAAGUAAUUAAAAAAAUAAAGCAACAUUAAAAAUGAAAUAGCCAUUUUCAAGGCUUUAACGCGCUGAGAAAUGGUUGGAUGUACGCACCCUACCAGAUCAGCGUGUCGUGUCUAAUAGACACAGCUUAACUUGAUUUCAGGUGUUCAAUAGGAACAAGACUAAGUUUAAGUGUCUAAAUGAAAAAACUUGACAAGUUUAAGGGGCUAUAUAAGUAUUGACAUAAGAUUUAACAAAAUUCGGCAAUUAUGUAUUGUAUAUCAUCCCUUUAAACAGCGACA